CUGUACAAGACUGCUGAUCUUUUAAAUUUGUUCAAGUCUUUCAUAAUGAUGGUUGUGGAUUCGUCAGGGUUAGCGUUGGUUCCUUGGGACAAAGUUGCCCAUGCCUUUGUACAGGGAGCUUCGUGGUUCUUCACAUUUUUUAUAAUUGUUGGUGGUUCUAUUCCGUACGUAUUCCAAUACUCGGAGAUCUAUCAUAGACGGAAUGCACAAGGAUUCAGUCUGUUCGUAUGUCUCGCUCUUUGUGUUGCAAAUAUUCUGAGAAUUCUUUUCUGGAUUGGAAAACGUUUCGAUACCGCUCUGCUGGCCCAGAGUAUUGUUAUGCUUAUCUGCAUGAUUUUCAUGUUGGAAAUCGCUGUCCGGAUGAAUAGGAAGCAUACGCCGAAGCCCCAGUGGAAAUCCAUAUUAAUCCACUUGACCAGAUAA
Messenger RNA from Auanema sp. JU1783, 423 nucleotides. NCBI's taxonomy places the organism in Eukaryota, Metazoa, Nematoda, Chromadorea, Rhabditida, Rhabditidae. The record is from the annotation of a GenBank genome assembly.